AUGGACAGUUCAUCGAAAAAACCUAAACUUGGCAGAACAUUUACUAUGCCAAGUAAUAUGAAUUCGUCGGGAGCAUCACCCAAUGCAAGCUCGUGGUAUGAACGUGCCCUUUCGAUAACAGAUCGGCGUCGUCGUAGCUUGGGGCAAACAUCUGGAGCGGCAGCAAUUCAUGAUGCCAUUGCUAAGGGUAAAGUGCACUUGGCUCGAUUUAUUCUGGACGCCGUGGAUGGAGACAUCGUGAAUGCUCUGGAUAUCCAUGGUAAAACACCGCUUAUACGAGCAUGUAAAAUACGCGAGGAAAAAGCACGAAUCAAAGCAGUUGAGUUGUUACUACAACGCGGAGCUGAUGUGAAUUUACGUGACAAUAUGGGACGAACUACUUUAAGUUAUGCCUGUGAACUUAGAUGUAAUGAUAUCGUGAAAAUUCUGGUGCAAAAUAAUGUAGACCCAAACAUCGAAGAUAAUAAUGGAAAUACAGCACUGAUGUAUUGCGCACAAGUUGGAAAUGACAAAGCAAUCGAAAUUGUAACCAAGUCAUUUAGGCGUUUGGGUUUGGAAGUGGAUAAGGAAAACGACGAGGGAAUGACGCCAUUAAUGGUUUCAGCAAAAAAUGGCUAUUUAGAAUGUGCCGCUUUGCUGGCACAGGAAGGCAAAGCAGCAGUUGAUCGAAGAGACGCGGUGAGAAAUCUCAACGCCGAAGAGUGGGCCAGAGAAAAUGGAUGUACAACACCCGAAGUUGAAUCAUUCUCGACAGGAAAAAAACCUACGAAUGUAUUCCGAAAUAGAAUUGGAAAAUUAUAUUGCCAUCCACUGUUAACAUCCACGUCACAGAGUUCAGAUUCGGAUCAAAGUUAUAAUUCAAGUUUUGAAGACGUAGAUGAAGACGACCACGACCAGUACAUGGAACAUCCUCACUGCACUCCAAGCAAAAGAUUAACAAAGGAGUUGAGUAUUGAAGAAUUAACCAAGAAAUUCAAUGAAUUGCAAAGACAACGAGGUGUUGUAAUCGCUGGUCAAAACUUGACUUCACCGUCAUUUCGAAACUAUAGGCAAAGAAAAAGAUACAGUAUGCCAAAUGUAAUUGCCUGUCAAAACUAUCGCCUGGAUGUCAUUAAAGAUGAGGAUCUAAAUUCGGCACAUCGAGAAGAAGGCGUGGAGCAAGGGAGUAAGGAAGAGGAAUACCAAGCUGAAGGGUAUCAACCACGAAUCAGAUCACCGAAACUGUCUCAAACAAUGAAAUCAAGCAGUAUGGACGAUGCUCGUGGGCACAAGGGUAUAUCUCGCCAAGAAAGUUCGUCCUCUAUAAAGUCACACUCUGUUUAUGAAUCAUAUGCUACGGCUGAGCGAGUUAAUCAAUCAGAUGUCAAGGUUGAAAACACAGAUAACAUGCCUCGCCACAAACAGCCGACAUCAAACAAUGGGUACCUUUACAAAUCCAAAUCAGAGUACGUCACUGUUACGUCAUUACCGGCUGGCGCUAACACACGAAGAGACAAAAUACACGCACCUCGUUUAGAAAAGCGGAUUCUCCUGACCAAUGACAUCACGCCACGCGAGGAUACAUUGAGCAGUGUUGAAAGCGCCAGUCAUAUAGAAUUUGAUUUUGAAAGUGAAUCUCGAUAUCGUACGUUCAUAACCCCGAUCCCUAAGGAAAAUAACGCUAAUAGUGAUAUCUUUUUGCCACCGAUUACUUACAAGCAGAAUGUAUCCGCCCGAGAAGAAUCUUGCAGAAUGAGUGAGAAUGACAUGAGUAGCAGUCAGAAAUGGCAGAGUUAA
Molecule: messenger RNA, 1776 nt
Organism: Saccoglossus kowalevskii
Lineage: Eukaryota; Metazoa; Hemichordata; Enteropneusta; Harrimaniidae
Molecular function (GO): protein binding
Source: RefSeq, a predicted model, not a curated record